GGGAGACUUCCCGUGGGGGAACACUCGUAGCAGUGACAUAAUUAUUUUGCCACGUUGCAAUUCAGUGCGGAAAAUCGAGUGAUCGUGCGAGCUGUUGUGGAAAUGUUUACGUGUCAACCUGUGUUAGUCGAUUGGUCAGUUAGUGUGAGCCUGGAAGAUUUGUCCGAGCAUCCGUUUACAGACGGAAAACAAUGGGAACCUAAACCUUGCGUUUUACCCAAAAGAUAUAUGGACUUUGCCGAGCAAAUAAGGAACUUCGAGGUGUUUGAAGAUGAUGUCUGGAUUGUUACGUUUCCCAAAUGUGGAACUACAUGGACACAGGAAAUGGUAUGGUUGAUUGAUCAGAAUUUGGACUACCAAACAGCUAAAACGAUCAAUCUCAACGAUCGAUCAGUCUUUCUUGAACUGUUCAGCACCUUUGAUCCAAUGGAUGAUACAAUCACGUCAGCAAGAAAUCUCCCGAGACCUCGCCACAUCAAAUCACACCUUCCGGUAGCAUUACUCCCGAAACAGCUGUGGACGGUGAAACCAAAAAUCGUUUACGUUUCAAGAAACCCGAAAGAUGUAGCCGCAUCAUAUCUGCACCAUUAUCGUGGGAUUGCAGGCUAUCGAGGAACGAAGGAGGAGUUCUUCGAAAGAUUGCUAGCCGAUGAGAUUGAGUACUGCCCACAAAUCGCACACGUACUGGAAUUUUGGCGCAUCAAAAACCACCCAAACGUAUUGUUCCUGACGUAUGAACAGAUGAAACGAGACCUGCGGAAGGUACUUCCGACGGUGUGUGAUUUUUUCGGAAAGAAAUUUUCCAACGAGCAAUUGGACCUACUUGCAAAGCAUCUUUCAUUCGAUGAGAUGAAAAAAAAUCCUGCAACAAACAACGUCGAACUCGUGCAGACCAGAAUGAAGCAAGAAGGAAGAGAGGGUGAAUCCUUUGAAUUCAUGAGGAAGGGACAAAUUGGAGACUACAAAAACGAACUCUCGUCCAGCUUCAUCGAUCGUUUCGACGAAUUCAUCGAGAGAGAGCUACGUGGUAGUGAUUUCAAAUUUGAUUGCUAAAUGAAACCGCCCACAGAUGUACUGGUCACAUAGUAGAAAACCACGCCGUUUUGCGAACAUUUGAAUUGGUGCGUGUUUCUGAUUAUUUACAGGUUGACUGUUUACAUUAAGUUGUGCCUCAAAAGCGGAUUCAACGACGCAAAAUUUCGGAAAUAUCAAAUAAAUGAAAGAAGGAAGUAGAAGGAAUGUUAAUAAAUAAAGAUUAUCCGAUUCACCUUGAUUGUGCUUAUACUUUGAAGACAUUGCGAU
Molecule: messenger RNA, 1302 nt
Organism: Toxorhynchites rutilus septentrionalis
Lineage: Eukaryota; Metazoa; Arthropoda; Insecta; Diptera; Culicidae
Product: luciferin sulfotransferase-like
Exons: 4
Coding region: 103-1053 (316 amino acids)
Biological process (GO): sulfation
Cellular component (GO): cytoplasm
Molecular function (GO): sulfotransferase activity
Source: RefSeq, a predicted model, not a curated record